Molecule: messenger RNA, 954 nt
Organism: Triticum turgidum subsp. durum (durum wheat)
Lineage: Eukaryota; Viridiplantae; Streptophyta; Magnoliopsida; Poales; Poaceae
Source: the annotation of a GenBank genome assembly
AUGGAGGCAGUCGCAAUGUCGCCGUCCUCCGUCUCGUCCCACAACCUCGACGCCGCCUCCACCAGCGACGACAUGCCGUCCUCGCAAGAGGGCCUCCUCUUCUCGGACAGCCUCAAGGACUUGAGGAAUCUGCGGUCGCAGCUAUACUCAGCGGCAGAAUAUUUUGAAGUAUUCUACACAAACAACUCGCACAGAUCUACGGUGGUGACGAGUUUAAAAGACUACGCAGUUGAGGCACUCGUUAGCACGGUUGACCAUCUUGGCUUUGUGUCGUACAAGGUGGAUAAUCUCGUCAAUGAAAAGGCUGACGAGGUUAAUGAAACAGAAUUUCGAGUAUCGUCGGUUGAACAGAGGGUAAAGAUUUGCCGGCAGGCAAUUGACCAGGAGGGAAGAUCUCAACAGUCUCUUCUUAUCAGGGCGCCGCAGUACCACAGGCGUUACAUAUUACCAGGCGUAGAUAUAGUGGAAUCCGCUAUCCAUCCAGUUUCAGAGCUCACACGGUACAGCAGGCAACAUACGGGUCGCAAAAUGCGCAAGUCUCAGUCUACCAUGUCCACUCCAGUUAGUAGGCAGACAACGAUGAGGAGUGUCCGUUCACGGUCUCCAGCAGUUCGUGAAACACAUCAUCGAUCACGAUCCAUGUCGCCGUCUCGAAAAGCGCGAGCUAAAUCACCAUCACCCCAAGUCGUGAACUUGAAUCCGAAAGAAACAAGAGCAGGUUCGCCAAUACCAACUAUUCCCAUUCCCCUGGCGCGAUCUGCUACAGUUGCAAGAAGACCACCUCUGGAUCCAAAGCAUUUUAGACAAACCUCGAUGCAGGUGCAAUCCGACUAUGAACACCAGAAAGAGCGGGAGAAAAGAUCAAGCAAAGGCAGGGGCUUCCUCAAGUCGCUGCUCACAAGACGCCGGUGGAGGAAUGACGAGUCGCUCUACAAUUACUUGGACGAGUACUGA